UAUUUAAACAGAGUCAUCAGAAGAUAGAGUUUUGAAAGAAAUAGCGAAAAGAGAUAUCUGUCUGAUCUUCUUCUCUCUCCAUUGACGACAGAUAAAAGAACACAGAAGGAGGACUCGUCUCUUCUCUCCCUAAAAACUCAGAUUCUUUUUCCUCUUCAGCCAAAACCCUGAGAUUUUCUGGAAAAUCUGUUCUUACACUCGUUUUCUUUUCUAAGGAAACAAAUGGGUGCGCAAAUUAUAUACUGUGAUGGCUUCGAGGUGGUUCCUCCUCCUCCAGAGAUGAACGACCUAAUACUCUUCGGAAGCGACCAAUCUGGUGGUGGUGGUGGUGGUGGCGAUUCAAACUGCGGUGAAUCAACAGUCACCACCGAAGAAGACUGUACUGUUUUCUCCGGCGAUAGUUCAACGGGAUGGCCUGAAACUAAGCUUUUCUCCUUCUACUUCGUCAAGCAACCGGUUUACGAUGAUCCCGACGUCAAAUCCAAGAUCAAUGAAGCUGAUUCCGAGAUUUAUCACUGUAAUAAACGGAGAAUGAAUGUCUACAGUGCUCAGAAAACUCAAAGGGCUGAGGUUGCGUCUUUAUAUGCUCAAAUGGAGAGCUUGGUUGCUAAAUCGCAAGGAUGUAAAGUGGUUUUGGAAGAUAAGAAGAAGGAGUUUGAUUCUCUGGUGGAAGGUCUACGGUGCUCUAGCAGUGAACAUCUUUGCUUUUCAAAGGAGGAGCUUGACCAUCUUAUAUACACAGCACAUCGCGUGAUGGAACAUGGAAGCAUUGGUGUGGAGGAAGAAAAUUGGCUGCUUAAAGAGACCGAGGAGACAAUUAGAAGUGAGGACUCUCUUGCGCAGAAAGAAGCUUCCAUACAACGUCUCAAGUUAUUGGCUGUGGAAAUGAAUGAAGUAAAGAAGGAGGCUGAAGCGAUUACAAGGAACAUUCAGCAGUUGAAUGACAAAAUAGGAAAGAUUCAGAACAAGAUCAUGGUUUUGGAUGCAGAAAUGGGAUACAUACUUGAACAGAGAGACAAAUCAUUUGAUAAGAUUAAGAUGCUGAGGAUACAACGAGACAAAGGGAAUGCUGUGUUUUUCCAGAGCCUUGCUGCUAUGAGGAAAGCUAAAGAACUGGCUGCUUCUGGAAAUGUUAGAGACCUUGAACUGUACUCUAGCUCUGAGGUUGAUAAAUUCAUGACUCGUUGGAACGAUGACAAGGAUUAUAGAGAUGACUACGUGAAAAGAACCUCGCACUCACUCGGUGAAAGAGAGCUCAGCCGAGAUGGGAGGACGAGAGAUACUGAAGGUGAAGCUCAGGCUGUUGUGGUUAAGACUAGAAAAGAAGGUAUGGCUGUUCACAAGUCGAACAAAGAAGAUUCAAGCUCAAACUCGUCUCGAGAUGGAGAUGUAAUCACUGAUAAACAAAGGAAAGAAGCGAGGAAGAAGAAGGCGAUGGAGUUCAACAAGUCAAGUGCUGAGGAGAGUGAUGUUAUAGACUCGGAGUUCCCGGUGUACGAGAAUCCCAAAAAGAAAGAAGAAGAAGAAGAAGAGGUGGAUGAAGUAACAUUGAAGGAGAGGAAACGAGAGGAGCAGCUAGAGAAAGCUCGGUCAGCUAUGGAAAGGAAAAGGAAGCUGCAAGAGAAAGCUGCCGCUAAAGCUGCUAUAAGGGCUCAAAAGGAAGCUGAAAAGAAGCUCAAGGCAAAUGUUACGUUGUGUCAUCAUCACUUCUUGUUUCAUUGGUCUCUUUCUAAAUUCUUCGUUUUGUUUUGGCAGGAGUGUGAGAAGAAGGCGAAGAAGAGAGCUUCUGCGUCAAACUCUUCUGCUCUCCUCCAAUCACAAGAGGCAAUCAAUGAGCUGGAGAAGGUUAGUACUAUAGCAGUCUCAGGGAAAGAGAAACAGAAAUCGAUGUUUCCAAAGAGGAGUUUCAGGUACAAACACCGUGGAAGAGGAACCGAAGCUCUCCCUAAAGCUAUCCUAAACCGUAGAAAGGCUCACAGAUACUGGGUUUGGGGACUUUCAUCUGCUGCACUUGCUCUUUCGCUCUUCCUCGGGUUUUUACUUUUACGGUGAAAAUGAGCAAGGAAAGAGACAGUAAAAAAAGGGGUUUUUUACUUUUAUCUAAUUGGAGAAUGAUAGAUAUAGUGAGUGAAGGAGAAGCUUAUUCGGGACUUUGGAAGGUAGUUUAUAGUUCUUUUGAGCUUCAUAACCUUAGAUGUUGGUUAAUAUGUUUGUCUGUUUAGAGAGCUGUCUGAAAAAAAAAAAACAUCCUAUUUGUUAGUAGGAGCUUGUGAGCGUCCAUGGAGACCUCCAGCUGUCUUUUUUAAGUGAAUGGUUACAUCUGUCAGCAAAGUUUAAUCAA
This is a messenger RNA of Raphanus sativus (radish), 2341 nucleotides long. RefSeq names its product proton pump-interactor 2. The coding region runs from base 223 to 2052 and encodes 609 amino acids. The transcript has 7 exons. Lineage: Eukaryota; Viridiplantae; Streptophyta; Magnoliopsida; Brassicales; Brassicaceae. The record is from RefSeq and is a predicted model, not a curated record.